AUGUCCCCUAAUCUACCACGAUCACCAACCGUCACACACAUCUUCACUAUACCUUUUGUGGACUGUAUACUAGACAGGGUACGUGUAUCUGAAAGAAUCUCAAAACGCAGUCCUGGAUUUCAAGAAUUUUAUGAUAUUGUGAAGAAUUCUUUGUUUACUCUAACCUCAGCUCUGCUGAAGGUCAGCAAGCCACACAAAAUGACGAAGAGCAAAGUCCACAAAAAGUUCCACCGAGAUGCGCUGAGCAAAUGCCAGAUUCCCAGAAGAAAACAAGUGCAUUCCGGGAGCAGUGCCGCCCUCAUCCCGAGUGCCAACCCCACUGGCCCGGGAGGGUCUGUGUCAUCAGCAAUGAGCCCUGUGCUGUCGGCAUUCAUGAGAGAGCUCCCCGGCUGGUUCCUGCUCUCCGGGGUCUUCUUGCCUGUGACUUUGCUGCUAUUCCUUCUCAUUGCCUACUUCAGGAUCAAACUGAUGGAGGUCAAUGAAGAAUUGUCUAAGGCUCCUGAUCACCAACAGUACUGCAAGGCUGGCUCUUCCCUGUACCGGAGAAUGAAACAAACGUGA
This is a messenger RNA of Pteropus alecto (black flying fox), 561 nucleotides long. RefSeq names its product small leucine rich protein 1 (gene SMLR1). The transcript is spliced from 3 exons. The record is from RefSeq and is a predicted model, not a curated record. Lineage: Eukaryota; Metazoa; Chordata; Mammalia; Chiroptera; Pteropodidae. The coding region runs from base 1 to 561 and encodes 186 amino acids.